This is a messenger RNA of Zingiber officinale, 736 nucleotides long. RefSeq lists its product as uncharacterized. Bases 267 to 608 code for a protein of 113 amino acids. The transcript is spliced from 3 exons. The record is from RefSeq and is a predicted model, not a curated record. Lineage: Eukaryota; Viridiplantae; Streptophyta; Magnoliopsida; Zingiberales; Zingiberaceae.
GAAAGAUAGAUCUGGAUCCAGAUGUUACCAGUGUGGCUCCAAGAGCCAUACCAAAUUUCAUUGCCCCUUGGAUCACCCCAUUUGUUAUUAUUGCAAACAACCAGGGCAUGAGAGUCGGGAUUGUACGUUGAAGGCACAGUUGGAGGCUACUAAGGGUACAUCUCAGGGGGGACAACCCUCACAGACACGACCACAGAAAGGAUCACAGAAGAGUCAGGGUGCUCCACGUCAGCAGCGACCACCGUCUUCUCAGGGACAGAUAUAUCAUGUGCAGGGUCAGGAACCAGCAACUACACAGUAUUCUGCCACAGUGUCUUCUCAUCAGGCAUUUCCAGCACAGCAGGAUUUUCAUCCGCAUCAGCCUUACUCAGCAUAUCGGCAGCAGCCUCAGUCUCAGUAUCAGCAGCCGGUUCUCGCACCUACGAUGCCAGCACAGACCACUUCGGAGAUACCACAGCCGAGCUCAGAGGUGGGUCGUGUUUAUGCUGUUACACGGGAGGAGGCACAGCGAGCUGAGGGAUCGGUUUUCCGAGGACUUUGAUCGGGACGAGUGUCGCGACGAGAUUGGCGUUGGAUUCAGCCUACACUUAGACGCGGGUGGUCGAUAGAUGAUACCAGUACAUCGGAGGAGGUUCCCGACUGCCGGUCCCACGUCGCUUUCGAGGACGGUUUUAUGAUUUUGGUUUUCAUUUUUAUUGUGAGUUAAACCUUUGAAUUUAGCAUUGUAAUAAUUGGA